AUGAGAGUCGAUGAGGACUCGGAGCAAGUGUUUUCUAACGGUCAUACUGCAAGUUCAAACGGCUCCACCCCCCGGAAGCCUUUACAUACGGCCCUCAACGGCCACAUCAACGGAUCCAGCCCCUCAUACGCCAAUGGCACAUCCAAGAAACAUACACCUGUCCGGUCAGCCACUUACCGGGGUCACAACAGAGAGGAGGUGGUCCGAAUACUCAUCCAGGGUCUGACUGACAUGGGGUAUCCAGAUGCCGCCAGCGUCCUGUCAAGUGAAAGUGGUUACGAACUCGAGAGCCCCUCGGUGGCUGCCUUCCGAAGUGCGAUCCUGGAGGGCCUAUGGUCAGAGGCUGAAGCUAUCCUGCAAGGCUCACUUCAUGGUGAACAUGGUCGACCACAUUACGACGAUGAUCAAUAUGGAGAUGGACUUGUACUUGCUGAGGGUGCUGAUAGAGGCCAGAUGCUCUUCUGGAUACGGCAACAGAAAUUCCUUGAGCUUCUUGACCGACGAGACCUCGGCAUGGCCCUGAUGGUACUAAGACAAGAGCUGACUCCGCUGGGUCACGACAUUCAUCAACUACACGCCCUAUCUACGCUGCUCAUGUGCCCUCCGGAGGAUCUAAGGACCAAGGCUCGGUGGUCAGGCACGGUGGAGGAGUCAAGGAAACUGCUGCUGCAGGACCUCUCUCGGUCAAUCGCGCCUUCGGUUAUGAUCCGGGAUCACAGAUUAGCCGAGCUGUUCGAUCACAUAAAGCAAAGCCAGAUCAACCAGUGUCUGUACCAUAACACGGCAGAGCCUCCCUCCUUAUACUCGGAUCACAUAUGUGACCGGGAUGAUUUCCCGUCACGGACGGCGAUAAUCUUGGAGGAUCACACGGGCGAAGUCUGGCACAUCCAGUUCUCCCAUGAUGGUACGAAGCUGGCUACGGCUAGUCAGGAUCGAAGCGUCAAUAUCUACGAAACGGUGACCUUUAAACGUCUUCACAGCCUCACCCAUCACUCGGCCGAGGUAACCUAUGUUUCUUGGAGUCCAGAUGACACAAAAAUCAUUACGUGCUCGCAGGACUGCAAAGCACGAGUGUAUGAUGUUGAGUCCGGGAGGUUAGAGGUGACUCUGGAGCACCAGACGGUGGACCAGAACUACGGCAUUACUGCUGCUGCAUGGACGCCGGAUUCACAAGGCUUUGUUACCGCAAGCCACGACCGAAACUCACAGCUGUGUCACUGGAAUCUCCGGGCGGCGAAGCGUGAACAGCCUGUACACGUGUGGCCACGGGGUUUUAGGGUACAAGACGUGGCAAUCACGGUCGACGGCCACUGGCUGGUGGCACUUGACCCUCAGAACAUCAUCCGGAUAUUUGACAUGCAUACCUACCGAGAGGAACCGCCUAUCAAAGUGCUUGGCAAGAUGACUAGUAUUUCUCUCAGUCAAGACGGCAACACGGUGCUGGUAAACCUCGCAGCUGGGGAAGUACAUAUGAUCGAUCUGAUUACGCGAGACACUGUUCGAAAGUUUCGAGGACAGAAACAGGGCGAGUUUGUCAUUCGAAGUUGCUUUGGUGGAGCAGCAGAGAACUUCGUCGUCAGUGGCUCUGAAGACUCAGAUGGACUGAUCUACGUCUGGCACAAGGAGAACGAGUCACUGAUCGAAAAGCUGGCAGGACAUGGCCGAGGUCAGAGCGGCAAGGAAUGUGUUACGACGGUCGACUGGAACCCAAGGGAUGCUGGCAUGUUCGCAUCUGGCGGCGACGACCGCAAAGUACGAAUGUGA
Molecule: messenger RNA, 1764 nt
Organism: Cladophialophora yegresii CBS 114405
Lineage: Eukaryota; Fungi; Ascomycota; Eurotiomycetes; Chaetothyriales; Herpotrichiellaceae
Exons: 2
Coding region: 1-1764 (587 amino acids)
Biological process (GO): proteasome-mediated ubiquitin-dependent protein catabolic process
Cellular component (GO): GID complex
Molecular function (GO): protein binding
Source: RefSeq, a predicted model, not a curated record